CACAAGUGUUUCUGUCUCCGAAAGAGAAUCGUUAUGUGGAAGAUAAUAGUGUUGUGCGCGGUCGUGAGCCUGGCGACUGGCCAGAAGGCUCUUUACGACAAUUACAAGGUCUUUAGAAUGAUCCCGACCACAAAGACGCAACUCGACAUUCUGCACGAAAUGGAAAAUGUUUAUGAUGGAUUCUCCUUCUGGGAUUCUCCGACUAUCGUGAACAAACACGUGGAUCUGAUGGUUGCUCCGCACAAGUUGCCUGAAUUCUACGAGAAGAUGACAGAGAUCGGUAUACCCUAUCAGACGCACAUCAACGAUGUCCAGAAGUUGAUUGAUGAAACAGUCCCUAAGACUCAGACUCGGUCAGGAUCGUUUGAUUUCACCAAUUAUCACACUCUCGACGAGAUCUAUAAGAAUCUAGAUGACCUGGCCAAACAGUAUCCCGACAAAGUGCAGACCGUCGUGGCCGGCCAAACGUACGAAGGGCGCGAGAUUAAAGGUGUUAAGGUUUCCUUUAAAGACAACAACCCCGGAAUUUUCAUCGAGGGUGGCAUUCACGCCAGGGAAUGGAUCUCGUCGGCAACCACCAUGUACAUCCUGCAUCAAUUGCUGACCAGUAACAAUACAGACGUCAGAGCUCUAGCUGAGAGUCACGAUUGGUACAUCUUCCCUUUGUUCAAUCCCGAUGGAUAUGUGUACACCCAUACUACGAAUCGACUGUGGAGGAAGACGCGUAAACCGUACGGUUUCUGCAAAGGCAGCGAUCCCAACAGAAACUGGAACUACAAAUGGAACACUGGAGGUUCCAGCAGGAACCCGUGUGCUGAAACUUUUGCCGGAAGUGCACCCUUCUCCUGCAUAGAAACAAAGAGCGCAUCCGAAUACAUCAAGUCGAUUUCCGAUAAAUUUUACCUUUAUAUAGCAUUCCACAGCUAUUCGCAAUUAUUGUUGUUCCCAUAUGGUCACACAAGAGCUCAUCUUGAAAACUACGACGAUUUGUACGCCAUUGCCAAAAAAACGAUUACAGCUCUCAAACAGAGAUACGGAACCUCAUAUGUAACCGGAAAUGUUGCUGAGGCAAUCUACAUAGCUACUGGCAGUAGUAUGGAUUAUGUCAAAGGCACUUUUGGUACACCUAUCGCCUACACUUACGAGUUACGUGAUACAGGUCGUUACGGCUUUUUGUUGCCCCCUGCACAGAUUAUUCCGACUGGAGAAGAGGUUGUAGACUCACUCGUAGCAAUGUCUAAAGAGGCAGCGGCGCGUGGAUAUUACAAAAAAUAGCAACAUAAUUAAUUUAUUGUAAAUACUUU
Molecule: messenger RNA, 1304 nt
Organism: Cyphomyrmex costatus
Lineage: Eukaryota; Metazoa; Arthropoda; Insecta; Hymenoptera; Formicidae
Product: zinc carboxypeptidase
Exons: 7
Coding region: 34-1275 (413 amino acids)
Biological process (GO): proteolysis
Molecular function (GO): metallocarboxypeptidase activity; zinc ion binding
Source: RefSeq, a predicted model, not a curated record